AUGCGUGCACUUCCACCCUCCAUAACGGAUACGGUCUAUGAGCAGCUAUUCACAGCCGUGCAAAAUGUUGGUCUAGAACUACAGCCACAGAUUGAACGGCUCAUAGAAGAACUGGGGGAACCGGUCACGAGUGCCGCACCGGAAGAUGUUCCCACCACCAGUAAAGCUCCUUCGACAACAACUGAAACAGAUUCUGGAGCAGCGGGCUCAGGAAACGAACGUGACAGACGGCUGGCACGUACAAGAAUAGGACGUUUAGUGCUCGAUGCUGAAAACGGUGGUCGAUUUACACUUAGCGCGAGCUCCUGUCCGGAGCUUCAGCUCCCAGCGGUGACUAUGCUAACAGACAAAUCUGGUGCUCAGUACAAGCUGUUGAGUGCCUUGCAAACAUUGUCGAAAAUACGUGACACCAUGCGUCAGAUGAAGGAAGAACGGCGUAAAAAGGAAGAAGUCGAAAAGAAAAAGAAAGAGGAUGAGGCCAAAGCGGCGGAAGCCAAGCAGGCUGGAGAGAACAAAACGAUUGAUCCUGUUGCGGUUGAUGAUUCGGCUGCAGCAACACCGGAAACAUCGGAAGCAUCUGCCGCUCAAGGACCAUCAACUCCAAUGGCCGCCUCCUCAAGUGCUAACGAUGGGGACCAAUCUAAGCAAGCAACUGAGGAAACCAACGAGGAUGUGGUGCUGAGUCACCGCUUGACAGGCCUUGAAGAGCUCUGGGAGGUUGUAUCUACGUGCCUACUCCGUCUUGGAAAAGCGUCGGAUCAUCAUGCAGUGCUCGCACUUCAACCUGCUGCAGAGGCUUUCUUCCUUGUUCAUGCCGUACCACGUCCCGCCAGUGCUACUGGUGACCAUCACCAUGACGAUCCCGAUACUCUGAAAAUGAUCGCAUUUGCAGAAAAGCACCGAGAAGUUUUGAACCAAGUACUUCGGCAAAACAAUACCGCAUUGUCACCAGGCGGUCCAUUCGCUGCUCUUAUCCAGUUCCCGAAGCUCUUGGACUUUGACGUCAAACGGAAGUACUUUAGAAAAGAACUUGGAAAAAUGGAUGGAGAUAGAGGCUUCCGUCGAGCUGACGUUCAAGUCCAAGUCCGGCGAUCACAGAUAUUCUCGGACUCCUUCCGAGAAUUGUACAGGCUGCGACCAAAUGAGUGGAAACAUCGUUUUUACAUAAUCUUCCAAGGAGAAGAAGGCCAAGAUGCUGGUGGUCUGCUUCGUGAAUGGUUCUCGGUGAUUACGAGGGAGAUAUUCAACCCGAACUAUGCGCUAUUCAUCACGGCACCGGGCGACAUGGUUACAUAUAUGAUCAACAAGGCGUCCUACAUCAACCCCGAACACCUUGACUACUUCAAGUUUGUGGGACGAUUGAUAGCCAAAGCUAUCUAUGACAACAAACUGCUGGACUGCUAUUUCACUCGUGCCUUCUACAAACACAUCCUCAAUCUGCCGGUGCGAUACCAAGACAUUGAAAGCGAGGAUCCUGCUUUCUACAAAUCACUCGAGUUCUUGCUCAACAACCCCAUUGACGACCUAGGAUUGGACUUGAGCUUCAGUCUCGAGGUGGAAGAGUUUGGUGUCCGUUCAAUCCGUGAUCUCAAACCGGAUGGAAGAAAAAUCGAUGUGACUGAUGCGAACAAGGAAGAAUAUGUAAAGCUUGUCUGCCAAAUGAAAAUGACUGGUUCUAUUCGUAAACAACUUGAUGCAUUCCUUACCGGCUUCUAUGAAGUUAUUCCUAAACAGCUGAUCAGCAUGUUUAAUGAACAAGAGUUGGAGUUGCUCAUUAGUGGCCUUCCUGAUGUGGAUAUUGAUGACUUGGCUAAUAAUACGGAGUACAAAAUGUAUACAAAAACCAGUGCUCAGAUUCAAUGGUUCUGGCGUGCGCUUAGGUCAUUCGAACCAGAAGAUCGUGCAAAGUUCUUGCAGUUUGUCACAGGUACCAGUAAGGUUCCCUUGCAAGGGUUCGCGAGUCUGGAGGGAAUGAAUGGUAUCCAGAAGUUCAGUAUUCACAUGGAUUGCCGUGGUGGUGAUCGGUUGCCUGCUGCUCAUACAUGCUUCAAUCAACUCGAUCUUCCUCAAUACGAGUCUUACGAGAAACUGCGUGACUCCUUACUGAUAGCAAUUCGCGAAUGUACUGAAGGCUUUGGAUUCGCCUAA
Molecule: messenger RNA, 2148 nt
Organism: Cooperia oncophora
Lineage: Eukaryota; Metazoa; Nematoda; Chromadorea; Rhabditida; Trichostrongylidae
Source: the annotation of a GenBank genome assembly